This is a messenger RNA of Prosopis cineraria, 933 nucleotides long. Its product is annotated as LEAF RUST 10 DISEASE-RESISTANCE LOCUS RECEPTOR-LIKE PROTEIN KINASE-like 2.1. The transcript has a single exon. The record is from RefSeq and is a predicted model, not a curated record. Bases 1 to 933 code for a protein of 310 amino acids. Gene Ontology annotation, molecular function: polysaccharide binding. Lineage: Eukaryota; Viridiplantae; Streptophyta; Magnoliopsida; Fabales; Fabaceae.
AUGCUUUUCUCGUACACAUUCAGAAACUUGUUCUUCUUCUGCUAUCUCUUGCUGUCAUCAACGACUGUGCCACAAUACCAGAGUCGUAGGGAAGAUGAUGGCUACGUAAACUGCCACUACACCUACAAUUGUGGGAACUUUGAUAUACCCUACCCUUUCUGGGGAGAAAACCGACCCGGUUACUGUGGAAGGGAUGGUUUCAAGGUCAAGUGCCUGCCCUCUAACUUACCUUCCAUUCAAAUCGGCUCCCAAAACUUCACCUUGACGGGUAUCAAUCAAGAUCGUUGGAUUGUAAAAAUGGUCCGAACAGACAUUCCCAGCUACGAUAAUUGUUCUUUCCAUUUCACCAACACUUCAUUGGACCCCUCUCUGUUCUCCUUCGACACAUCUGUCGUGAACAUGACCCUGUUCUAUGACUGUGAUCCCGGGAUUUCCAUCGGCCAAAACAACAUCACGUGCAUGGAUGAUAGUAAAAAACAGGCUUUCUUCGUGAUGAAUCAAGAUCAUCAGUCAGGACGAUUAUUCACGGAGAUUUCUCAGCACUGUGGAAUUCAACUUGUGGCGAUUACAAUGGGCGUCACUGUGGACCCUUUUGGUGGAAUUGAAUCGCUGAGGGCUGCUUUGGAUAUGGGAUUUGAUGUGCAGUAUCUCGCAAACUGGAGUUACUGCUCACUAUGCAUGCAAUCUGGAGGAAUUUGUGGAAGCGUCCGUGACAAUGGAUCUCUAUUUUCUUGUCAUUGCCGAGACGGAUCUUAUGACUUUGUGUGUCCUAAUCUUGCAAGUAUGGCUUCUCUCUCUGUUCCUUCUAUCUGCAGGCAUUUCAGUUUCUCUGCAUUAUGCAUAUCAGUGUUUUGUUCUUGUCACGCUUUCUUUAUUCGUUGCAUCGUAUCUCACAUCAUAGAUAACUUCUAUGCUCUUCGGUUUGUCUGGUAG